Messenger RNA from Ricinus communis (castor bean), 1334 nucleotides. Its product is annotated as ATP-dependent Clp protease proteolytic subunit 5, chloroplastic. Gene Ontology annotation, cellular component: endopeptidase Clp complex. NCBI's taxonomy places the organism in Eukaryota, Viridiplantae, Streptophyta, Magnoliopsida, Malpighiales, Euphorbiaceae. The transcript has 9 exons. Gene Ontology annotation, biological process: protein quality control for misfolded or incompletely synthesized proteins. Gene Ontology annotation, molecular function: ATP-dependent peptidase activity; ATPase binding; serine-type endopeptidase activity. The record is from RefSeq and is a predicted model, not a curated record. Bases 197 to 1114 code for a protein of 305 amino acids.
AAGUCACUGUUGUCUUACUUUCUUUCUUGUUGGAACACUCGACUGCUACUGCCUGCCUUAUCAUCCGCUUCCCAGUUCAAGCGCCGUCUAUAUCCCUAAUCUUUUAUAGGAUAAGGCUUCAAGAAACAGCAUAAAGAAUACUUUAGCACACUUACUGCUGUAAUACCAAAGCAUUAAUCUAUAAAGACAAAAUAAAAUGGCUCAUUCUUUACUGUCUUCAUCGGCUUCCUCUCUCAGAUUUGGCUCUCUCGUCUUCUCUCCAAACCCUAGCUCCGCUCCCGAUUCUCACAAACUCUCUCUCCCCUUCGAGCCCCUUCGUUCCAGGAAAUUCAGAAAGUUAAGUAGUAUCAGAAAGAAUUCCCAGCCGUCUUCAGCAAAGGCUGUUUACUCUGGUCAGUUUUGGGCACCUGAGAAAACUUCUCGGCAAGGGAUUUGGUCAAUAAGAGAUGAUUUGGAAAUCCCAUCUUCACCUUACUUCCCUGCAUACGCUAAUGGUCAAGGGCAAGCUCAAGGUCCUCCUCCAAUGGUGCAUGAGAGAUUCCAGAGUGUUAUUAGUCAACUUUUCCAAUAUAGAAUUAUACGUUGUGGUGGAGCUGUUGAUGAUGACAUGGCUAACAUUAUUGUUGCUCAACUUCUAUAUCUUGAUGCAGUUGAUCCUAAUAAGGAUAUUGUAAUGUAUGUAAAUUCUCCUGGAGGAUCAGUUACAGCUGGAAUGGCAAUAUUUGAUACAAUGAGGCAUAUUCGACCUGAUGUGUCCACUGUCUGCGUUGGACUUGCCGCUAGUAUGGGAGCUUUCCUGCUUAGUGCCGGGACCAAAGGGAAAAGAUACAGCUUGCCUAACUCAAGAAUAAUGAUCCAUCAGCCUCUUGGUGGAGCUCAGGGUGGGCAAUCUGAUAUAGAUAUUCAGGCAAAUGAAAUGUUGCAUCAUAAGGCAAACCUUAAUGGGUAUCUUGCCUACCACACUGGUCAAAGUCUCGAGAAGAUCAAUCAGGACACAGAUCGUGAUUACUUCAUGAGUGCAAAAGAAGCCACAGACUAUGGGCUCAUUGAUGGUGUUAUCACGAAUCCUCUCAAAGCUUUCCAGCCGCUGGCAGCUGCAGCAGAUAGUAUGUAAACUUCCUGCAGUCAUUAUGAAAUUCACUGUAGAGUUGAAUCAAAAAGAUCACAUUUGGUGUUCCUAGUUUUGGUUGAAUUCUCAAUACUUAGCACUGUAGAAUAAAUACCAUUCCAUCGGUGUUACUCUAACUGAACCUGUCACCCCCAUCUUAUUUUGACCUCUUGGACGGGGUUCUGGUGGAACCAAAAUAUGAACAAGUGACUGAAGUUUUAGAUGA